This is a messenger RNA of Mesorhabditis belari, 2415 nucleotides long. The record is from the annotation of a GenBank genome assembly. NCBI's taxonomy places the organism in Eukaryota, Metazoa, Nematoda, Chromadorea, Rhabditida, Rhabditidae.
AUGGUGCGCCGUGUGCACCCGUCUGCUCCGCCGGUCGAGCUGUACUCGAGCGAUUUCCACCAUCAUCCACCAUCGAAUCACCGUCCCGAUCACCAUUUCCCGAAUCCUGGACCUCACUCUCCUCCCCCGUCCUACCCGGGAUCGAUUAUGGUCACUCAUGGGCGAACGCAUUUUGUCCAGGACCACGACUCGAUCUACAACGAGAUCAGCGACGGCGAGAAUGACGGAAUCGCGGACGAGCAGGGGAUUAUCCCAGUCAUUACGCCAGAUCGAGCGGCAAGAUUCAACCCAAAAACGAUAAACCCAAAGAAACGGCAUAAACGAAGAAAAUCGAAUCCGAUGUACUACACGAAAAGGGGCUGCACCGAUGUGGCCUGCUGUUUCCUCUUCACGCUUUUCAUCGGCGGCUGGGCGUUCAUCGCAGUGUUCGGUUUUAUGUUCGGCAAUCCGGAGCGUCUCAUUCACCCGGUUGACUCGCUAGGCCGACGGUGUGGUUUUAAUCGAAAAGGCGGCUACGAUUUGACUUCAAAGCCGUAUCUCUUCUUCUUCGAUCUCACAACUUGCAUUUCGUACUCAACUCUGCUAGCUGGAUGUCAGACUCCACAAGUUUGCGUCUCGCAAUGUCCGACCGCUGUCUUUUCCUAUCUCGAGCUACAACAAUAUGGCGAUGGAUCGAAUGCUUUUAUUGCGAAUGUACAGCAGAAAAUGAUUUGUCAGGAUACGUUUGACAAAGCGACCCUUGUUUCUUACAAUUUGGUGAAAGCGGCUGUGAAUAAUGGAAGCUGUGCGAAAUACACAAUUCCGUCAGCACCGGUAUUGGGUCGCUGCUUGCCGCAAUUUUUGAUCGGUGCCGUGAACUCCCUGAACGACCUCCAGUCAGCAAAUGGAAGCCUCUCUCAACUCAUCAAUCAAUUCGGCAAUGACGGUGGCUCAAUUCCAAACGCGACUUUGCUAAACGACACCGGAAAUAUUGUCGGGAAUUUGGUGGGCUCUGAGGGAGUGCUGACAAAAAUCGCGGCCGAUUUGAGCAAUAGCUGGUGGCAAAUUCUCACAAUGAUCAUCGUAGCCGGCGUUCUAGCUUUCUUGUGGACGGUCGUGAUGCGGAUUUUUGGAUCCCUAAUGAUCUGGAGCUCGAUCGGAUUGAUUGUGGCCGGGUUGAGUGUCGGCUGCGGCUACUGUUGGAUCAAGUGGCAAGGUCUACGGAGCUCUGGUGCAACGGACGAUUUCUCUUUUCAACCGAUGUUCAACCUCUACUUCGAGAUGCCAACGACUUGGCUGGUUUUCGCGAUCGGUGGCAGUAUCAUUUUGCUGAUUGUGGUUUUGAUAUUGCUCUGCGUGGCGAGUCGGAUUCGAUUGGGCGUCGCGAUGAUCGAGGAAAGCAGCAAAGCUGUUGCCCACAUGAUGUCUACUCUUCUCUUUCCCCUGUUCCCCUUUAUUCUUCACGUGCUCGUCUUCAUCAUGUGGGGCUCGAUCGCGAUUUGGCUCGCCUCAACAGGUGACGAGAAUUGCCGAAAACAGGGAGCGACCGGGAACGAGACGAUGAACAAUCCGAGUUGUCCGUGUGAAACGCUGGGAGUGGAUCCAACUUGUGUCUACGUGAACGUGACGCGAAAUAACGAGCGAAUCUUCUGGUUUCAAGCCUACAAUUUGUUCGCAUUCUUCUGGCUGACCUGCUUUGUGUCAGCGUUGGGUGACAUCGCGCUCGCCGGCGCCUUCGCAAGCCACUAUUGGGCGGUUGACAAGAACAAGGAUCUCCCGACUUUCCCCGUGUUGAGAGCGCUCUCCUUUGCGAUCAAGUACAAUCUGGGCUCGUUGGCGUUUGGGAGCCUGAUCAUCGCCAUCGUCAAGUUCAUCCGCGUCAUCCUCGACUAUUUAGAUAAAAAAGCGGAAGUCACGCAAAACCAGGCGCUAAAAUGGAUUCUAACCUGUUUGAAGUGCUGUUUUUGGUGUCUCGAGGCAAUUCUCAAAUUUUUGACGAAAAACGCGUACAUUAUGAUGGCGAUAUAUGGGCGAAAUUUUUUCACCUCAGCCAAGGACAGUUUCAUGUUGUUGACGAGGAAUUGUAUCCGAGUCGUUGUCAUCAAUAAAGUCACCUCGUUUCUGCUUUUCAUUGGCAAAGCCACGAUCACGAUUGGGAUGGGUGUGAUCGCUUUUUAUUGGUUUUCGGGGAAAUGGGUGAUCAACGGGAUCCCGCAAGUUCAACUCUAUUACUAUUUCGUGCCGAUUAUCAUCGUUUUGAUUGGAUCGUAUUUCAUCGCUGAUCUCUUCUUCGACGUUUAUGAUAUGGCUGUCGAUACGACUUUCAUUUGCUUCUUGGAGGACAGCGAGCAAAACGACGGCAGCCCCGAAAAGCCUUAUUUCAUGACGCCAAAUUUACUGAAGAUUCUCGGGAAGAAAAACGAGCCGACGAAAGCU